AUGGAGGUGACCGGAGUGGGGGGCGGUUACCAGGGCAACAGGUCUCUCCACUUCCCCCUCCUGGUCCGGUCCUGCCUCCCGCCUCCCUCCGCUCUCAUCCUCCUAUCCCCACCUCUCCAGCCUCCUCUUUCAUCCCCCUCCCAUCUCUUCCCCUCCCCUCCCCGCUCCCGCCUGCCCCACCCCUGGGAAGCCCCUCCCGUCGGGCAGCGCCGCCUCAUAAGCGGGUUCCCUUCCCGGGGGCGGCAGCGGCUGGUCGGCGGUAGCUCUACUGGUGCGGGGGCGAAAGCCCGAGACCGAGCGACCGCGGCCGGAGCGCGCCGGCCACCGCCCCCACCGCCCGCCCUCCGGACGGCCGCAGCCCUGCGGGUCUCCGCUCCAGACCCGCCCCCGCCCCACCCCGCGCGCCUCUGCCGCCUCUUCCAGAGACCCAGCUUGCCGAGCGGCCGCCGCUGCCGCUGUCACCGUCGCCGCCGCCACCGCGCCAGGUUCCGGCCGCGGCCAACCUCCGCCGUCCAGGGCUCCUCCGUCUCGGCCCCUGGACCCCGGCUCCCCGCCAGCCCCGGCCCCGGCCCCGGCACCAUGUCGGAGAAGAGCGUGGAGGCAGCGGCCGAGUUGAGCGCCAAGGAUCUGAAGGAGAAGAAGGAGAAGGUGGAGGAGAAGGCCAGCCGGAAGGAGCGGAAGAAAGAAGUGGUGGAGGAGGAGGAGAACGGAGCUGAGGAGGAAGAAGAAGAGGCUGCUGAGGAUGGAGAGGAGGAGGAGGAAGGGGAAGAAGAAGAUGAGGAAGAAGACGAAGAGGAUGACGAGGGGCCGGCGCUGAAGAGAGCUGCUGAAGAGGAGGACGAAGCAGAUCCCAAGCGGCAGAAGACAGAAAAUGGGGCGUCGGCAUGAGCCCCUGCCAGUGGGCUGGGAGUGGGAGGGCCCUCGGGGCUUGGAGGUGGGGUGGGAGCAGACAAGUCCAGCCACCCUGCACCUGGUCCCUGCGCUGGGCCCAGCCCCAGAGCCACACCCCUUCUUUCUCUCCAGCCUUCUCCUUUCUGCCUCUCCAGACACUGCUCCUCCACCCUCACUCUGCCACUGUCCCACCUUCUGACCUGCUCCAUCUGAGCUCCCCAGCAGUCCCCAAUUGCUCCUCUCUCUUUCCCUCUCUCUUCCUCCUGCCCCCACCAACCCCACCUCCUCUGGUAGCCUCUCCUACCUAACCUCUGCACCCCAGUCCCAUGUCCUGCCCAUCCCUAUCCUGCCUGACCCCUGGAUCUCCCUCAGAUCCCCACCUCUCAAGACAGCGCCAGGCCGGGGUGGGGCCGGGGUUGGGGCCCGAGCCCCACAGCUGCCCCCCUCCCCUCCCCUUUUUGUAUAAUUUAAUAAAGAAAUGGUCGCGCUUCUGUUUUUAA
This is a messenger RNA of Cynocephalus volans (Philippine flying lemur), 1391 nucleotides long. RefSeq names its product parathymosin (gene PTMS). Bases 1 to 888 code for a protein of 295 amino acids. The record is from RefSeq and is a predicted model, not a curated record. Gene Ontology annotation, cellular component: nucleus. The transcript is spliced from 6 exons. Gene Ontology annotation, biological process: positive regulation of transcription by RNA polymerase II; negative regulation of apoptotic process. NCBI's taxonomy places the organism in Eukaryota, Metazoa, Chordata, Mammalia, Dermoptera, Cynocephalidae. Gene Ontology annotation, molecular function: histone binding.